Messenger RNA from Debaryomyces tyrocola, 333 nucleotides. Lineage: Eukaryota; Fungi; Ascomycota; Pichiomycetes; Serinales; Debaryomycetaceae. The record is from the annotation of a GenBank genome assembly.
AUGAUUUCAUUUUUCAGUAAAAAGGAUGGCCCAAUGAUGUAUUCAUUGGUAUAUCUAGAAAUCAUUUAUGUUGAAUUCAUAAACUACAUUCUUUUUGGUCUUUCAAUAGGAGGGGAGUGCUUUUGCAAUGCUGAGACUUUACAAUACUUGAAAAAUUUGAUUGCAUUCAUAAAUAUAACAAUUAUUCCAGUGGUAGAAUCGAGCAUCGAAUAUCCUAGUGGAUGUUUAGGCUAUCCCUCGAGGAUUGAUCCAAUGUGUUUGAAUAAAUGCAUGUUAAAUUAUCCACCUAGGGAUUUGUAUGGUUGUUUCUCUGCUAUGACGGAUUAUUUAUAA